AAAAACUAUACAGAAUAGAAGUGUCCAAUCUGUCUCUGACUAGUAUAGUAGAUAUCUGUGCUAGGCUUGUUGAAAAAAUAUCGAUAUAUUCGAUAUUUUUAAUUCGAUAAAUCGAUAUUUUUUGCCGAUAUAUUGUUAACCGAUAAAUCGAUAUAAAAUAUCCAAUAUCGAAAAGACAAGUAUCCAUUCAAUGACCACUGAUGGUGCCAGUAAUAUCGUAUCUGCAGUGAAGAAAUUCAUGAGAGACAACAAGAGAAUCCCUUGUAUGGCGCAUCUAAUCAAUUUAAUAGUAGAUGCCGCAUUGACGAAAGAUGCAUCCGUUCUGGAAAUUGCUAAUCAAGUUAAAUCUAUUGUGACAUAUUUUAAGCAAUCUGUCAACGCCAUGGACGAAUUAAGAGCAGAGCAACAAAGUCAAAAAAAGAAGGGGAAGUGCUAACACUCAUUUAGUCGGUCAGCACUCGAUGGAAUUUGUGCCUAGAUAUGUUAGAAAGAUUUAAUAAGUUGUCAGCUAUAGUGGCUAAAAUUUUAUCUGGCAGGAGAAAUGCGCCGGAUAUGUUAACAUCAUCGCAGCUGAAUGUCAUCCGAGAGCUAAUAACACUGCUUAAACCAUUUAAGCAGGCCACUGAAGACAUCAGCGGUGAUCAUUAUGUGAGUGCUAGUCUAGCAAUACCAAUUACUAAUUUGCUGGCGCAAGGACUGGAAUACGAAAAAGCCUCAACAAUAUUAGGUAUUGCCGUAAAAACCAGUUUGUUGGAAGGGGUUACUACACGACUAAGGCCCCUGGAGGAAAAUGUAUACUUGGCAAAAGCUACAAUUUUAGAUCCGCGUUUCAAGAAGAUUCACUUCAGUUCCGCACUGGCCGUUUCAAAAGCAAUAACUGAGCUUUCAGAUGAAAUACGCGCAGAACACAGGCGACGAGGACAGCUUUCGUCUAAUCUUAAUACUGACACAAUGCCUGAAACACAAAAUUCUUCAACGUCAGAAUUAUUAUGGUCUCGACACGAAAAGCUCCUAGCUGCUGCAGCCAGCAACAAUGCAGCUAAUCUAGUCUAUCGAAGCAACAGAAUGCCGGACGAGUUGAAGCAAUUCCUAGAUGCUCCAAAUCUAUGCCGUAAGGAAAACCCGAUAGUUUUGGAUAGACACGAGACAUUAUACUCCAGUUCUUUCGAAUCUGGCACUUAAAUACUUGACACCUACGGCUUCCUCUGUACCUUCAGAGAGAGUGGCGUCUGCCGUAAAUCUUGCGGUUCCUAACAAUAGAAGCCGGCAGACAGCGGAACAUGUAAAAAGCAGAGUUUUUCUACUUUCACUAUCGGACAAAUACUGGUUUGCCUGAUUUAUUAAAAGUUAGAAGAUCGCUUUUUUGUGUCUGAUAUGUAUAUUAUUUUGUCUAAUAAAAAAGAAUAACUAUAAAAAUACC
Molecule: messenger RNA, 1420 nt
Organism: Papilio machaon (common yellow swallowtail)
Lineage: Eukaryota; Metazoa; Arthropoda; Insecta; Lepidoptera; Papilionidae
Exons: 1
Coding region: 481-1182 (233 amino acids)
Source: RefSeq, a predicted model, not a curated record